AUGUUUUCACCGUCCCAUUUCUGUGUCGUUCCCACCCAAAAGUUCAAACUCUGCUCCUCCUCUGUUUUUGCGCUUCUUCACUCUUCCACUGCAGACCCGAACAGCUUCACAAACCUUGCUGCACUCCUACAGGGCCACCUUCCGCGUUCUUAUCUCCUCCAAAUCCAUGCACGCAUUUUUCAAGUUGGCGCGCACCAAGACAAUCUCAUAGCUACGCGCCUCAUUGGCCAGUACCCAUCUUGCGUUGCUCUCAGGGUCUUUCACCGCCUCCGAAAUCCAAAUAUCUUCCCUUUUAACGCCAUCAUCAGAGUCCUCGCCCAAGAGGGUCACUUCUUUCACGUAUUUUCCGUGUUCAACGAUUUGAAACAGCGUCCACUUUUACCUAAUGACUUAACCUUCUCUUUCCUCCUUAAGGCAUGCUUUCGGACCAAAGAUGCCCGUUAUGUUGAACAGAUUCAUGCCCACAUUCAGAAAAUGGGUUUCAUUGGUGACUCUUUUGUUAGUAAUGGGCUGGUUGCUGUGUACGCUAAAGGCUUUAACAAUUUGUUAUCUGCCCGCAAAGUGUUUGAUGAAAUUCCUGACAAAAGUGCAGUUAGCUGUUGGACUUCCUUGAUUACUGGUUGUGCUCAGUCUGGUCAGAGUGAGGAGGUUUUGCAGCUUUUCCAUGUCAUGAUUAGGCAGAAUUUGCUUCCCCAAAAUGAUACACUGGUCAGUGUUUUAUCAGCUUGUUCUAGCCUUGAGAUAUCAAAAAUUGAGAAAUGGGUUGACAUUCUUUCGGAAUUGAUUGAUGAUACUCGAGAAAUUUGUCAUGAUUCGGUUAAUGCGGUUAUCCUUUAUUUGUUUGGAAAAUGGGGGAAGAUUGAGAAGAGUAGAGAAAGGUUUGACCGAAUUUCUACAACAGGAAAAAGAGGUGUGGUUCCUUGGAAUGCAAUGAUUAGUGCAUACGUUCAAAAUGGUUGCCCUGUGGAGGGUUUAAGUCUUUUCCGCAUGAUGGUAGAAGAACAAACCGCUAGACCUAACCACAUUACGAUGGUUAGUGUGCUUUCAGCGUGUGCUCAAAUUGGUGAUCUGAGUCUUGGUGGUUGGGUUCAUGAGUACCUGAUAUCUAUUGGACAUAAUGGUACCAUUGGGUCAAACCAAAUUCUCGCCACAGCUUUAAUUGACAUGUAUUCUAAAUGUGGCUGUUUGGAAAGGGCAAAGGAAGUUUUUCAGCAUACAGUCUCCAAAGAUGUCGUCUUAUUCAAUGCAAUGCUCAUGGGUCUUGCAGUAAACGGUGAAGGAGAGGAUGCAUUGAGACUCUUCUACAAAAUGCCAGAAUUUGGCUUACAACCCAAUGCUGGAACAUUUGUUGGUGUUUUAAGUGCAUGCAGUCACUCUGGGUUGUUGGAGAGAGGACGCCAGAUUUUCAGAGACCUAACCUUUUCCAACUCUCUUAAAUUGGAACAUUAUGCUUGUUACAUUGAUCUGCUUGCAAGAGUAGGAUGUAUAGAAGAAGCUAUUGAGGUUGUAACUUCUAUGCCUUUCAAGCCUAACAAUUUUGUCUGGGGUGCUUUGCUUGGAGGGUGCUUGCUCCACUCUAGAGUUGAGUUGGCCCAAGAGGUUUCCAUGAGGCUUGUUGAAGUAGACCCAAAUAAUUCUGCAGGCUAUGUGAUGUUGGCUAAUGCACUAGCAUCUGAUAGUCAAUGGAAUGAAGUUUCAACGCUGCGACUGGAAAUGAGAGAGAAGGGGAUCAAGAAACAGCCAGGAAGUAGUUGGAUUAGUAUGGAUGGAGUUGUACAUGAAUUUCUUGUUGGCAGUUACUCACAUCCUCAAAUUGAGAGCAUACAUCAUACAUUGAUUGGAUUGGUGAAGCAUAUGAAAGUAGCAAGCAGUUGUCAAUUUGUGAGCUGUUACUAGAUAUGUUGUGAUUACUACGAGGGGAAAUUACGGUAGUUAUUUUUUCUCAAAGCUUGCAGGUC
Molecule: messenger RNA, 1958 nt
Organism: Gastrolobium bilobum
Lineage: Eukaryota; Viridiplantae; Streptophyta; Magnoliopsida; Fabales; Fabaceae
Product: pentatricopeptide repeat-containing protein At1g08070, chloroplastic-like
Exons: 1
Coding region: 1-1896 (631 amino acids)
Biological process (GO): RNA modification
Molecular function (GO): RNA binding; protein binding
Source: RefSeq, a predicted model, not a curated record